Molecule: messenger RNA, 1798 nt
Organism: Manihot esculenta (cassava)
Lineage: Eukaryota; Viridiplantae; Streptophyta; Magnoliopsida; Malpighiales; Euphorbiaceae
Exons: 6
Coding region: 218-1591 (457 amino acids)
Biological process (GO): protein transport
Source: RefSeq, a predicted model, not a curated record
UUCUUGCUUUUGAGCUUCUCUUUUAUAGCCAGUCUGGAGAUUCUUGAUUGACCAUUCACCUCUUUCUUCCUCUUCUCUAUUAUCUUUCUUGUUCUCUUGAAUCUGCUCCUCUCGGAGCUUCCUCCUUCUCUUUUCUUGUUCUAUUGAUCCUCCAUUUUCAUUUUUUUGGUCAUUCUUUGAAGUUUCGUGAUUAAUUUGAAAGUUUGAAGUGAUCAAAAUGCUUGACGGAUUAUUGAAGUCGAAAUUCUAUUCAAAAUGCAAGUCGCUGAUGAAGAUGACAAAGGCUCGACUGGAUAUGCUAAAGAAGAAGAAAAGCUCGGUGGCAAAGUUCUUAAAGAAUGAUAUGGCUGAACUUAUCAGGAAUGGCCUUGAUUACAAUGCUUAUUGCAGGGCUGAAGGGCUUUUGGUUGAGCAGGAGAUGUUAGCAUGCUUCAAUUUCAUUGAGCAGUUCUGUGAAUGCAUCUCCAGCAAUCUUUCAGCCAUUUGUAAGCAGAGGGAAUGCCCCGAGGAAUGCAGAGAAGCUGUACAAUCUCUAAUAUAUGCAGCAGCAAGAAUUCCUGAAUUCCCAGAACUGAGAGAUCUUCGAACUCUAUUUGUCGAAAGAUAUGGGACUCACCUUGAAUCUUUUAUAAAUAAACAGUUUGUUGAGACACUGAGGCCAAAGACUACGACAAAGGAGAUGAAGCUUCAGUUAAUGCAUGACAUUGCAGAAGAAUUCAAUAUACAAUGGAAUGCAAAGUCUUUGGAACAGGAACUCUUCAAACAGCCUCAAGAGAAUAAUCGUUUUCCUAAAAACAAUGAUGACAUUUCCCCGAAAGUAAACUGCAAGGGUAACGAUGGGGGUGAUGAUUUCACAAAAAGAACAAAACAUGAAACCGGGAACAAAGUGAAUGACACGGUGGAGGAUACGUUGCUGAGAAAAGAAAAAUCCAAACUUGCAUUUCGUGGAAGGAAGAAUAGCUUUAAUGAGAGAUACAAUCUGCCUUGCAGCAGUGAAGAUAAGGUGAUUUCUCACAGGAGGAAAGGUAGCAGUGACCUCGACAGCCUACCAACUGGCAAUGUUCAUACUGAAGCUGAUUUGAUAAGUGAAGCUAAGACAAAACCAAAAUCAGUCCGAAGGAGACCAUUGAAGCCACCUCCAGGUCAUGAAACUGUUGGCAUUGUUGAUAGACCAUUGAAGCGACCGCCAGGCCAUGAAAAUUUUGUCAGACCUGAAAGUGGCGCGGUUGCAAAGGCUGAUUCAACUGCAGUGAAAGAAGAUGAGGUUAAAAGGGGUUCAAUGAAAACGCAAGGAGAUGAUAUUGAUCAAAAGGAAGAAGAGGAAAAGAUCAUUGAUGGUCUUCUGAUGCAUUACUGCAAGGAUUCAAUGAAACCAAAUCUAAAACCUCCUCCAAAGCUCAGAAGCACAAAGUCUGACUUGCAUUUUCCACCAGGUAGAGAAGCAUACCAAGCCGAAGAAGCAAGUCCAAAGAAGGCAGCAAAAGGGCAUAAUCGAUUAGUUUCAAUGCAGCCAGAGAAUGGUCAUGUGCACCCUAACCUGCCUGAUUAUGAAGAUUUGGCAGCUCGAUUUGCAGCUCUUAAGAGGAGAUAAAAGAAAAAUGGCAUUAGUUUCCUGGAACUUGACUGCUUGAUAUUAACCGUUUCCUAUAACUAAAACAAACAGAUAAAAGUGGAUUUUUUGAAAAACAUUAACAUCUGGCAUAUGAGAUCUGUAUUUUCUGUCAUCUAUAGUCCCACUAUAUUCAAAUGAAAUCUGAUUGUUUUAGUUCUUUGAAAUUGUUAAAUAAUAAUAUUAUAU